Molecule: messenger RNA, 1642 nt
Organism: Musa acuminata AAA Group (dessert banana)
Lineage: Eukaryota; Viridiplantae; Streptophyta; Magnoliopsida; Zingiberales; Musaceae
Product: glycerol-3-phosphate acyltransferase RAM2-like
Exons: 2
Coding region: 111-1565 (484 amino acids)
Biological process (GO): cutin biosynthetic process
Cellular component (GO): membrane
Molecular function (GO): phosphatase activity; glycerol-3-phosphate 2-O-acyltransferase activity
Source: RefSeq, a predicted model, not a curated record
UGAAACCCCUCCCAUCCAUGCCCGCCUACGGUAUCCUUCGGCCGAUGCCUUCGCUCUCUAUAAGAUGCCUACAAUGCUGAAACUGUUUCCUUGGUUCUCUUAGGCGGGUCAUGUCUCCGAUUGCACCUUCUCCUCGUCAUUGGAAAGAGAACCGCAGCAUCGCCGCGGAGUUCGAGGGAGCUCUUCUCAUCUCCAGCAGCCUCUUCCCGUACUUCAUGCUGGUGUCCCUGGAAGCCGGCGGUCCCGUCCGGGCCCUCGCGUUGCUCCUCCUCGCCCCCCUCGUGCGGCUCUUGGAGCUCGCCGGCCUCGAGUGCGUCGCUCUUCGCGUGAUGAUCUUCGUCGCCACAGCGGGCCUCAGGGUGGUCAAUCUCCAGGCGGCCGCGAAGGCCACCCUCCCCAAGUUCUACCUGGAGAACCUCCGGCGCAGCGCGUACCGUGUCUUCGCCGGCUGCGGUGGCAAACGGUACGUGAUCACCUCGUGCCCGAGGAUCAUGGCGGAGCCGUUCUCCAGGGAGUACCUGGACGUCGACGGCGUGCUCGGCACGGAGCUGAGGGCGUUCCAGGGGUUCUUCCUGGGCUUGACGUCCCCGGGCGGCUUCAUGUCUGGCUCCCGGCGGCUCGAAGCUCUCCACGCGGCCAUGGCAGGUGCCGAGGUGAUCGACGUUGGACUGUGCGGGAAGGACAGAGAUCAGCCCUUCAUGUCCUUGUGCGCGGAACGAUACUGCAUCACACCACAGGACGCAGCCCAACCCGUGCCAAGAAGCGAGUACCCGAAGCCGUUGAUCUUCCACGACGGUCGUCUGGUGGCGCUACCUACGCCGUUGGAUUCUCUCAUCGUUCUCCUGUGGAUACCUUUCGGAGUCGUAUUGGUCACGUUAAGGAUCCUCGUGGGCCUUUCCUCCCCCUACAAGCUGUGCCUCCUGUGCACCGCCGCCACCGGCGUUCGCAUCAGGGCCCAAUUCCACGAGCCCCGAUCCGACGCCGCCACACGCAGCAGGAGCCACACAUUGUUCGUCUGCAACCAUCGGACGCUCGUCGACCCCGUGAUCAUAUCAACCGCCCUCCGGCGGAAGGUAACAGCCGUCACGUACAGCGUCAGUAGACUGUCGGAGCUGAUCUCGCCGAUCCCGACCAUCCGACUGAGUCGGGACCGCUUCGAGGACGGUGCGAGGAUGCGGUCGUCGCUGGGCCACGGCGACCUGGUGGUGUGCCCGGAGGGCACCACCUGCCGGGAGCCGUACCUGCUCCGGUUCAGCCCGUUGUUUGCGGAGAUCGCCGAGGACAUCGUGCCGGUCGCCGUCACCAACGAUGGGAGCAUGUUCUACGGCACCACCGUGCGGGGGCACAAGUGCUUGGAUUCCUUCUUCUUCCUCAUGAAUCCCCGCCCUUCCUACGGGUUGGAUUUCUUGGCGAAGGUACCGGGCGGGCAGAAAUCCAAGUACGAUGUGGCCAAUCACAUCCAGCAGGCGAUCGGGCGAACGAUUGGGUUCGAGUGCACCAACUUGACGCGCAAGGACAAGUACAGAAUGCUCGCCGGCCAUGAUGGCUUGGACCCAAGGAAAUGAUUGGGCUAAUGAUACAAGCUCGUACAAACCAAGUGAAUGGAUGUCACACCGUCUUGUCUCUCUCAGUUGUGUAGUGA